Messenger RNA from Leishmania mexicana MHOM/GT/2001/U1103, 357 nucleotides. RefSeq lists its product as hypothetical. The record is from RefSeq and is a predicted model, not a curated record. NCBI's taxonomy places the organism in Eukaryota, Euglenozoa, Kinetoplastea, Trypanosomatida, Trypanosomatidae. Bases 1 to 357 code for a protein of 118 amino acids. The transcript has a single exon.
AUGCUUCGUGUUUCCUUUACGCUGCUCGGCCAUGGCCAAUACAAGACUCGCCUAAAGAAGCGCAUGGUUGGCUUUAUUCCCAAGGUGAUUCCGCGCAAGAUUCGCAAUAACAUGGUGGCACUGCGUAGCGAGGCAAACACGGGCCACAUGGAGGGGUACAUCAAGACGGAAUCAGAGCGCCUCGACGCUACGGGGCGAAAACUGCAGAAGACUAUGUGGGACCCAGUGCUGCAGCGAUAUACGUUGAUGAAGGAGACGAAGGUUCGCGGCCCCUUCAUGACAAAGAGCAACAUCGCCCGCAAGGUGGACUUUCCCAUUGGCGCACUGCACGGCACCAAGCUUGGGGGUAAGAAGUAG